This is a messenger RNA of Saccoglossus kowalevskii, 1303 nucleotides long. RefSeq names its product syntaxin-7-like. The record is from RefSeq and is a predicted model, not a curated record. Gene Ontology annotation, cellular component: endomembrane system; SNARE complex; membrane. Gene Ontology annotation, molecular function: SNARE binding; SNAP receptor activity. NCBI's taxonomy places the organism in Eukaryota, Metazoa, Hemichordata, Enteropneusta, Harrimaniidae. Gene Ontology annotation, biological process: vesicle fusion; vesicle-mediated transport; intracellular protein transport.
GGAUCAUAUGACUUUUAAUAAUGGCGGACAUUGCGAACGAAAAUAAGUGAACGGUUUCUAUUUCCGCUAUUUCAAGGAAUUCGAUUUUUUGUUCGCAAAGACGUUCGAAUCAAAGCUAAUAUUCUACUUUCAGAGAAACACCAGAUAACAUUACAGUAUGAAUCGUGGUGAGUUUGGUUCAUAUGGUGCUGUAGAUAAUGAUGGCAGCUCUGGCGCUCCUGGCAAUAUAAAUACUUUGUAUGGACAUGGUGGUGGUGGAAGUUACCAAGGAAUAGAAGAUGAUUUUCAAGACCUUGUAGACCAAGCAAGUAGUAAUAUAUAUAAAAUUAACAAUAAUGCAUCAGCACUUGAGAAGACUCUCCGACAAAUUGGAACCAGUACAACAGAUAGUAAAGCACUCCGAGAUAAAAUUCACCACACACAACAAGUAACGAACACUAUAGUAAACAAAACAUCCAAACUAUUGAAAACGCUUGCCAAUGCAUCAAGAAAGAAAACUAAGCAACAAAGGCUGCAAGUUGACAGGCUUGGAAGUGAUUUUAAAAGUGCAGUAAGGGGCUACAGUACAACACAAAAGAAAGUAGCAGAAAAAUUGAAGAUAUCUCCGGAACCACCUGCCAUGGAACGACUGCCACCUGAUGGUUAUGGUGGACCAGGUGCUUUUGAUGACUAUGGAGAUGACAAGGCAGCACUUAUGGAAGAAGAAAGCAGGCGACAACACUUAGCUCAAUUACAAGAGCAAGAACAAGUUAUUGAGUUUGACCAAGCAUUAAUGGAAGAACGAGAAGACAGGAUACGACAAAUAGAGGCAGACAUUUUAGACGUUAAUCAAAUUUUUAGAGAUUUAGCUUCUUUAGUAUAUGAACAAGGUGAGAUGGUGGAUACAAUUGAAGCUAAUGUUGAAAAGGCAUAUGAUAAUGUAGAAUCUGGAAAUGUACAACUACAUCAAGCAAGUCGAUAUCAGAUUAAGUCGAUUCAUAAAUUUUCAAUAUCGGGAAAAAUUCCCAAGGGUUUGGUGGUUUCAAAGAAAACCGUUAUACCUGGUUUGAAGCCGUCUACGGCAUUCCUACAAAAGUGGGAACUCAUCUCAAAUCAGGCAUCGAAACAGUACACUAAACUACUCGAUAUUUAUCUACCGACGCAUCUGAAACAAUUUCAGGCCGUUCUGGUAAAGGAAGAGAAGGACGCGUUUGAACACAUCAAACGCCUGGCUGGAGACGAGCAUCAGGCUCUGGCUGUCAAUAAACUGAGGCAAUUCCUAAAACAAACGAGGAAAAGAGUACAGGGCAGUAAAGGGCAGUAA